GCAUGCGCAAGAUACUUUCCCUGCGGCUGGGAACAAGGUGGUGUACGGUUUGGCUUUCUGAAUAGUUCACAGCGAUAUAUCCACUUAGUUUCGAUCUGUAACAACUUCAUCAAACAGGAUGCCUUACAAACAGUGGUACGAAGAUCUUGGGGAGAUCAAGCGUCGGUGCAGGGAAAGAGGCACUCUUUUUGAAGAUCCAGAGUUUCCUGCGAUCGAUAGCAAAGUCUUCAAGAAACGAGUGUUGCCUGGUGGUCAGUCGUUCGAAUGGCUUCGACCUCAGGAACUGUUGGACGCCCAAGGAUCAAGCGAAAAGGCAGAAUUUGUGGUGGGCGGAGCAUCCCGUCUUGAUAUCAAUCAAGGUAUGCUGGGAGAUUGUUGGUUGUUGGCAGCCAUUGCCUCCUUAACAGGAGAGGAAAAAUUGAUGAACAAGGUCAUUCGAUUGGACAAAUAUGACAAGUUUGGUAGCCCUGGCUACUGUGGUGCUUUUCAGUUCAAUAUUUGGCAAGAUGGCCAUUGGGAGGAGGUUAUCAUUGAUGACCGUCUGCCAACUUACAGGAAGAAACUGGUGUUUAUGCACUCCAAGGAGAAGAACGAGUUUUGGUGUGCCUUGUUAGAGAAAGCAUAUGCCAAGCUUCAAGGUUCAUAUGAAGCUCUCAAGGGAGGUCAAACAAUUGAAGCUAUGGAAGACUUCACUGGUGGUCUGGGAGAGGACUUUGAUUUUAAGAAAAUUAAGAGUGAGGCUGAGAGGGAAGAAAUAUGGAAAGUCAUUGAAAAGGGCUUAAGACGCGGUGAUCUCAUGGGCUGCUCAAUCACUGCUGCACCCAAUCAGAUAGAAGCUAAAGGUGAAAUGGGAUUGGUCAAAGGUCAUGCGUAUUCCGUGACUAAAGCAACCACUGUCAAUUACCAUGGUCGAGAUGUGAGGUUGGUCCGUGUGAGGAAUCCCUGGGGUAAUGAGAGAGAAUGGGAAGGAGAUUGGGGCGAUAAAUCCAGCCAGUGGAAGGGGCUGUCUGAAUCAGAAAAAAGGCAAAUGAAUCUGAAUUUUGCAGAUGAUGGUGAAUUUUGGAUGUCUUUUGAUGAUUUCACCAGAUAUUUUCACAAACUAGAAAUUUGCCACUUGGGCCCAGACAGUGCUAAAAGUACUGGUGACCAUGGUUGGGAAGGAAGGGUCGAGAAAGGUUCAUGGAUUCGGGGAUCCUCUGCUGGUGGCUGUCGCAACUUUCUCAAUACAUUUGCCCUAAAUCCUCAGUUCAGGGUUGAUCUGGAAGACACUGAUGAUGAUGCUGAUGAUAAAUGCUCCUUGACGGUGGCACUUAUGCAGACCAAACGUCGUAAAUUGAAGGCAGAGGAAGGAAAGCCCAUGUUGACUAUUGGCUUCUCAAUUUACAAGAUCACAGACGAUGAUUUGAAAGGUGGGAGGGCCGAUCGAGACUUUUUUGCUUACCAUGCCUCCACUGCCCGGUCUCCAGUAUUUAUCAACAGCCGUGAAGUUACCGGACGGUACACACUUGAUCCUGGCUCCUAUCUUGUUAUUCCAACCACGUUUGAGCCUGGCCACAAUGGUGACUUCAUUGUACGAAUCUACUCCGAAAAACCUGUCAAGACAGGGCAAGUUGAUGUGAAGACAACUAUUCAGUCCAGGGAUGAACGCAAAGCUAGCUAUAGAUCCAACCGAACUUCUGAAGAGGAUGAAGCAGCGGAUGCCUCAUUUAAGGCGCUGUUCCAGAAGCUGGCUGGAGAGGACAGAGAGAUUGACGCGUUUGAGCUGCAACAGAUUCUUACAACAGCAACAAAGAAGGUUAUGUUUGGCAGGGAAUUCAGUAUAGAAGCAUGCAGGAGUAUUAUUGAUUUUAAGGAUGAAGACAAGACUGGAAAGCUGGGCUAUGACGAAUUCAAGGAAGUAUGGGCACUGAUUAAAUCUCUGUUGACAGUCUUCACUCAAUUCGACGCAGACGGCAGUGGUUCCAUGGACAUGUGCGAGCUGCGAUUAGCCCUUUUCAAGCAAGGUAUCAGUCUUAGCCAAGCCACGUUGAACGCCAUCUCUGCCCGCUUUAACAACAAGAAGGGAACCUUGUGUUUUGAUGACUUCAUACAGAUUGUCUCCCGUAUUUACUCAAUUAAAGAUGACUUUGACAAACAUGCAGACCGUACGGGCAAAGCCACCUUUACCGUUGAUGAGUUCCUACGUACCUGCCUCACCAUGUAAUCUGAUCAAGACUAAAUAACUGCUUGUUUAUGACCGCUGUUAUUACUUGCUAGUUUUGCUGAAAGAGUAUUGCACUGGAGGCAGUCGAAAGCGUGGAUUACCUCAAAUGAGAAAACAGUUAGCUUAGUUAGGAACCUUCAUGUCUUUGUCAUUUAUCUAUAACCUACAUUUUGUAAGCUUAGUCAGUACUUAACAGAUUUGUCACGCAACGACAUUAAUUUCAUAGUGUGACAAAUUCCCAGAGUGACCAUUACGCAAACUUAUUUCCGGGGGUGUGUUUCGAGUAUUUUAAACUAUCCAAAAUGUAAGGUAAGCGUCAAUGAAUUUGAUAAUUUAACCAUAAAAGUAAAGCUAGUUUAAGAGGGUCAGGGAAAAGCAGAGAUAUGCCAGUGAGUGGUAUGUGCCAAUUAACUGUUAGCACCAAGGUGUGAGAGAAAGAUUCAUCGCCUUCUUUUUUCUUAAUCUUUUAAUUAAACUAGUCGAGUUUGUAACCAUUAAACAAGGUUAAAAAAGAAAAGCAUGGGUAAUAAAGGUCUUAAACCACAA
This is a messenger RNA of Stylophora pistillata, 2749 nucleotides long. Its product is annotated as calpain-9. NCBI's taxonomy places the organism in Eukaryota, Metazoa, Cnidaria, Anthozoa, Scleractinia, Pocilloporidae. Gene Ontology annotation, molecular function: calcium-dependent cysteine-type endopeptidase activity; calcium ion binding. Gene Ontology annotation, cellular component: cytoplasm. The record is from RefSeq and is a predicted model, not a curated record. Gene Ontology annotation, biological process: proteolysis.